Messenger RNA from Rhizophagus irregularis DAOM 181602=DAOM 197198, 903 nucleotides. RefSeq lists its product as uncharacterized. The record is from RefSeq and is a predicted model, not a curated record. NCBI's taxonomy places the organism in Eukaryota, Fungi, Glomeromycota, Glomeromycetes, Glomerales, Glomeraceae.
AAUAAUAAUAAUAAUAAAAAAUGGGUCUAAUAAAUACAAAAGAAGACUACGCCUCUUCACAAAUUUCUAAUGAAAAACCAUUCCAAUUUCCUAUUUUUAAAGAAAAUGAAAAUGAUGAUUCAAAUACUGAAACAUCAGUUUUAAUUAAUGACCUUUUAAAUGAAGCAGGACGUAAAAUGAGAUCUUAUGAAUAUGAUCGGGCUGAAGAAAUUUUAAAAUUGGCUACCGAAUUUGGUUCUCCGUAUUCCGCAGCAAAGUUGGGUUAUAUUAAUCUUCGAGGUUUAAACUCCUCUCAAAUUCCGAAUUACGCGUUAUCAGCAGCUUAUUAUUUCAUUGCAUUAAAAUUUAUUAUUACUAUUCCAAAUGCAGAAUGGAAUGUAAAUCUUAUUCUUGAAAUUAUUGAAGAUUUGACUCAAUUAUAUCGUUUUCAUUUUAAUUAUAAACGUGAUUUACUCAUUUGGAAACAUGGAAUUAAAGUGAUGAAAUUUAUUGACAACAAUUUAAGAGAUCUUACUUUAAUGAGUAAAGAAAUUCAAAAGAUUAAAGCUUUAAGGAUUCAUAUCGCUUUUUGUAUUGCUUUAACAGCUGAAAUUGAGGGUAAAAUUACUGGUGAUUAUAAGGAAGCAGUAAAUUGUUAUCAUAAAUGUGAAAAAGUUGGUCCAUGUGAAUUGAAAGUUGCCGAUAAAUUGGUUAAAAAGGCGCAUACCAAAUUCCGUUUGUUAGAACCACGUGUACCUCGUGUACAGCCAAUUUGUACGUCUUGUAAAUUUGAAGCAAAAGAUUUAAAAAGUAUAUGGAAUUUAUUAGUUUGUUCAAAAUGUCAAGUUGUAGCUUGUUGUAGUAGAGAAUGUUUAAAAAAUCAUUUAAAAUUACAUUAGUAAAAAAAGAAGAAGAAAAAGAAAA